CAUCCAGCCUAGCCCAUCACCAGAUCUGAGCAGUGCUCAACUAGAUCAUCACUCUGAAGAGUUACAGAAGCUUUCUUCUAGAUCAACACUUGAGGCCAGGCGAAACUCUCUGACAAUGCGUGGAUUGAUUGUAUUUACAGCCCUCUUGGCUGUUGCCUAUGGCAUCGCUCCUCUUCAGCGUGCUCAGGAAAAGAUCAAGGACAAGUACCUUAUCAUGGUGGCCGACAAUGUCGACAUGAGGGAUUUCAAUGUCCGCCUUUUCGCAGCCUUCGCUUCCCAUGAUUUCAGGCUUGCCAAGAUCCUCAAAACUUUCAAAAACAUGAAGACCCUCUCACUUGAGCUCAGCGAGGAUGCCGUCGAAUUCGUCCGCAGGUUUGAUGGAGUCAUACAUGUUGAAGAGGAUGGUGUUGUCCGGGCUCAAGCCGUAGAAUCCUGGGGUCUUGAUCGUAUUGAUCAAAGGGACCUACCUCUUGAUGGCAGCUACAGCCCAACAAAUACUGGUGAGGAUGUGAAUGUAUACGUGAUUGAUACAGGUAUUCGUCCUUCUCACGUCGACUUCGAAGGUCGUGCUUCUGCUGCUUACGAUGCGUGCACAUUCAACAACGAUGGAAUAGACUGCAAUGGUCACGGUACACACUGUGCAGGAACCGUUGGUGGUACCAAUUACGGUGUCGCCAAGAAGGCAAAGAUCUUCGGAAUCCGCGUUCUCAAUUGUGUUGGAUCCGGGUCAUUCGCCAAUAUCAUAGAUGGAAUGGACUGGGUACGUGGGAAUGAACCAGGAGUUGUCUCCAUGUCUCUGGGAGGUGGUGCCUCCGACGCCGUUGAUGAGGCUGUCACGAACUUGAAAAAUGCUGGCUAUGUUGUCUCCGUCGCCGCUGGUAACGACAAUGCUAAUGCUUGCAAUUACUCCCCAGCCGGGGCUGCAGAUGCCUUAUCUGUUGGUGCCACCGAUAAUGCUGACACACGUGCCUCUUUCUCUAAUUAUGGCACCUGUGUCGACAUCUUCGCACCUGGAGUUAGUAUCACAUCGGCAUGGAUAGAUUCGGACACUGACACAUACACCAUUAGCGGUACUUCCAUGGCCUGCCCACACGUCUCAGGAGUUGCUGCUCUUACCCUUGAAGCCAACAAAGAUUUGACACCAGCUGAAGUCUAUGCUUCAAUCAAAAACAGCGCCACCAACGAUAAGGUGCAAGACCAGGGAUGGGGCUCACCAAACCUUCUUCUCUACACCAACUAAACGCAGUUAGCAGGUGGCUUGGAUUCAUGGCUCAGAAUAUGAUUUAUCGAGAAGACGAUGAAAAAAAACAUUAUGACGGUAUUAAUCGAUAAGAACGAAUAAAGAGUAAAAUUCAAUAAUGAA
Molecule: messenger RNA, 1363 nt
Organism: Lytechinus variegatus (green sea urchin)
Lineage: Eukaryota; Metazoa; Echinodermata; Echinoidea; Temnopleuroida; Toxopneustidae
Product: aqualysin-1-like
Exons: 9
Coding region: 116-1240 (374 amino acids)
Biological process (GO): proteolysis
Molecular function (GO): serine-type endopeptidase activity
Source: RefSeq, a predicted model, not a curated record